CCUGUUCUAGUACCGAGUACGGCGUGUUUAUUCUGCUUCUGCCGCGUAUAUCGACCGCCCGGCGCGCGCCGCCUCAGUCGUCGCCGCUACUCCGACCGCGCCGCGCGGCCUCCGCACCUCUGACAGCUGCCUCGACAACCUCACUGAUCCUACACAACAAAAUGCGAAAUAAAACACACAUCCUGUAUCUGCAAACUGAUAUCAACGUGACGCAUGUUACCUAAUUAAAAUCGUCUAUAGUGCGCCCGGACACAAAAAAACGCGUGUGCAGAACAAAAUAAAAGAUAUUGUUGUGUCAUGUGAAUCUGUGUUGAUCCAGAGGGUAUAUUUGGCGGCUGUCUAUAGGGUGUUGGAAGAAGGAGGCUGAAUAACAUGAGUCGAAAAGCAAGAGCAAAAUGACGACAAAUCAGAAGUAACUUAGCAAAAGUUUUGAACGAAAACAGGCAAUGUCUUGUUUAAUUGUGAAAAAUGUGGGGAAUUCGAAGAUGAAAGCCAGAGCACAUUGAAUGGGAAACACAUGGAGUCGCGAGUGCAGAUGAGUCAGACGCUGCCGAGCAAGCACCACCGACCGGAAGCCUACAGAAGCUGCUCGCAGUCCUUGCCCCUUGAUAUUCUAUGGUUGCCGCGGUCGUCGUUUCGGCCGGCGGAGGGCGAGCUGGCAGACUGCGUGCUGGUGGUCGGAGUGUCGCGGCCGAAACUUGCCGCGGCCCUCCUCUCGGUCACGCUGCUCUCUCUCUUUCUCACCUUUCACGUCCUUUACGACAGCGCUCUUUACAGCAUUCAAGCGGCGAGCAUGGCGUCAGCUGCCAGCGAAGGCCGCAAGAUAUUACAGAGCCAAGAAAGCGGUCGUUCAAUAAGCCACCCAAUGGCUUUAAGAAAAAGGUUGAAAACGCCUCGAGCUCCGAGGCCUGCCCGCCGACUCCCCCAGGCCUUAAUAGUAGGAGUACGUAAAUGUGGAACGCGCGCUCUUUUGGAGAUGCUCUACCUUCACCCGAUGGUCCAGAAGGCGUCAGGAGAGGUUCACUUUUUUGAUCGAGACGAAAACUAUGCCCUCGGUUUGGAGUGGUAUCGAAGUAAAAUGCCGCUUUCUUUUAAAGGGCAAAUAACAAUAGAAAAAAGUCCGAGCUACUUCGUUACCCCCGAAGUGCCUGAAAGAGUGCGCGCAAUGAACUCCUCAGUCAGACUUCUCCUUAUAGUAAGAGAGCCAGUGACUCGUGCAAUAUCUGACUACACUCAGCUGCGUAGUCGAGCCACGCCGUCAGCUCCUGCAGUAUCACUAGUGGGCCAUCCACUGCCCGAUGCAGCGAAACCAUUUGAGCAUCUCGCGUUGGCGCCAGAUGGCUCUAUCAACAUCGCGUACAGGCCGAUAGCAAUAUCUCUGUAUCACGCCUAUUUUCAUCGGUGGCUGGAAGUGUUUCCUCGGGAACAGAUCUUGGUGGUCAACGGAGAUCAGUUAAUAGAGGACCCGGUUCCUCAGCUGCGGCGAAUCGAGAAAUUUCUAGGACUUGAACAUAAAAUUGGAAGAAAAAACUUCUACUUCAACGAAACUAAAGGAUUCUACUGCCUGCGUAACGACACCACGGACAAGUGCUUGCGGGAAACAAAAGGACGCAAGCACCCUCGCGUAGACCCUGCCGUUGUCACAAAAUUACGAAAGUUUUUUGUACAACACAACCAGCGGUUUUACGAUUUAAUCGGAGAAGACCUCGGCUGGCCUGAGGACUAAGCUUAGAUUUUAAACAUGCCGAUUAGUGAACAGAUCAAUCGAAAAGCUAAUCUACAAAUGAAGAAAUCUUGUGAUCAAAUACAUAUCAAAGUAAACGAUACAUAUCAAAUUAAACCUUAUCAAUAGGAGUAAGAUUUUUUAAAAAUAUUUAUGUAUACAUUUUAGUGUAUCCUAGAUUAAGAUAUUUAGGAGAUUUAUUGAUUAAUUAUAUUUAUUAACAUAAAGACGAGUGAUUAUUAUUGUUAUUCUAGACAAAUGAAUUUUAAUAAUUUGAUGGAGAGAAUAAAAGCGUUAGCAAUUAAUUUUUUCAUAUUAAAUGUUAGUUUAUUUAUUAAUUCAGUUAAAAAUUACGGGCAGUGCGUAAGAAAGGGAACAAAAUGUAAAUUAAAAUUGACAAAAUGAAUUUUAUUUUAAUCUGAUAGUUUUUUUCUAGUAGGUAUUAUACAGACUAAAUAGAAUUAAAUUACAGGCGUCUAUCGUGUACUGAUUUGAUAAUCCGACCCACUGAAACCCUGAGCAAUAUAUUUUUUAUAUAUAACUAAGUAUUGUGUGCUAUCCUUAUACAAAGUUAAUUAGAUAUACAGAUAUGAAUUUUAAUAUUUCUUUGUUUUUUAGUAUCCAUUAAUUUUAUUAAUCUUAAGACAUAAUUUGUAAGGAAUCCUUUAAAUAAUAAUUAUAGCUGUGAAUGAGAUGUGUGUUAUUAAUUAUUAUUCGCUUUCUCUUUUUAGAUGUUGUAAUUUUUGGUCGUGCAAGGUGUCUUAAUGUGUUUUAUGUUGUUAGUGAACGUGAUUUUUUCAAAUCUUAGGAGAGAUUUUUCAUAUUGUCCAGAUUCGAGAGUGUAAUUUUUAAGUAUCUAGUCAUAAUGUUGUUGAAUUGUCUCCUUUAGAAAUGAGCAGUUAGAAUUAAUACAAAACAAAAUCUGUGUGUCUAUGUAUAUGUCUAUACUAUUUCCCUCUAUCCUAUUCGAAAAUUCUUUGAUGUGUGUGAGUUUCACGCUGUAGCAUGUUUUGAAAUUUUGAAUAACACGCUGAUUUUAUUAGACAUUUAAAAAAAUAAACAUUCGACGCGGGUUUAAGAAGUAUUUCUAUUUAAGUGUAACGUCCAAGACUGAAGAGUUAGUUGAAUAAGUCUAAGUGAUACCUAUUUAGCAUAAAAUGUCCAUAGGUAAGACGCGAGAUGGCACAAAAGAGUCACAACCUAACCAAAAUAUCGAUGGAUUAAAGUCAAAGUACACAUGUGUAAUUUGUGUCAUGAUAAUAUAAAAAAAAAUAUAAAAAACAUACAGUCGAUUUGAGAACCUCCUUUUUGAAAACGAUGAACCUUAAGGCGUCCAGUAGGUACAAGAGCCGCCAGUAAAACAAAAGUCACCAGAAGCGUAUUUUUCAGUGCUGCAUAUUCAGCCGAAUUUCGGAUGAUGUCAGUAGAGGUCAAAAUAAUGUGAUGCGACUUAAUAAGCACAGGUACGCAAAAAUAAACUCGCAAAAUUUUUGGAUAAUAUAUCAGCGAUAUAGUUUAGCGACUUUUGGAACUAAUUAGUCAUUUGAAAACUAUUUUACAAUAAUUUUCAAGCUUUUGCAUUUUUUGCUUGGUUCUGACUUCCCGAUUCACCCGUACAUCAUUGCACGUUUAUAAACGUAACUGAAAUUACGAAAAAUAUAAAAUUACUAGUUUUGAGGUAGGUAGGUACUACUUCCUGUAACAAAAAUCACAUGUGUGUUUCGGCUUUAACUCAUGAACAGAAGGCACUCACUAAACGCUUUAGCGGGUAAAAUUUUCAGUAGGAAUUUUGCUUCCUAAAUCCAGUUUUCACGAUCAACGAAUAUUUAUAUGUUUUGUAAUUCCGAAUUUUGUGAACGUACUGUAAGAGCACGCAUAAUAUACGAUACAAAUGUGAUUACAUGAUAGUUAAACCUAAGAUAUCAUAGUAGUAACCUCAAGCAAAUGCCCUAUAUUUUGAUGGCAUAUUGCUGAAGUUGAUGCAAUUUAGGAAAACGUUCAUCCAAUUGAUUCAUUGUUAUCUCAGACGAGCAAUCGAUUUGGUCCGAUAAAAGUCGAUGAAUUUUCUAUUGAACACGGGAUAUUUACUAUUACUAUUUUUUCUACAGUAAUAAAUAAAUAGUUGGAGUAGGUAUGAUUUGCUUGACUCAAUUCUAUCUUGACAGAAAGCUAGUGUCCAACAGUAAUAAAACUUGCAAAAGCCAGCUAUAAUAUAUUAGGUAAGCCUAGUUUAAAAGUUACACGGGCUAGAAGAUCCUACUGGCUUUCUUAGCAUGGUUUCUAUGGUUGGAUUACUAGUUUAUACUGGUAAAAGCUACUAAUUCUAUAUACCGAUUUUGCUCUUAGUGUAUGUUCAUCCCAAGCCAAAACCCCCAUAAUAACGUGGGCCCUCUUUGAAUUUGUGUAUCUUUGAGACUACACAUUAUUGUUACGGAAAUUUAAUAAACUAUUGACACAGAUAAUAAUGUAGAAUGAGUCCAUAAAAUGUACUUGGUUGGUUAAUAUUCAAAUAGGAAUCAAACUCCGGUUGUAUGGAGAACGCUCUACUUUACUACUCUUAAUUUUCUGAACUGUACAACAAGCAGUCAAAGAAAUCCUAAUUUUAAGUCAGUAGAACCCAAGAACCUUAUUAGCUCUAGAACCGUCUUGGGGUCGGAGACUUUAGGUCAAUAUUUGCUUAGGUCUCCGUGUAGGCAUAAGUAGGUAUAGGUUGCUUAACACCAACAUGUAAAGUAAAGUAUUGUCAUUUUUCAUACACUAUUUUCUUCUUUAAAUAGCUUUUAAUGGAAAUAUUUUUAUUGAAAAAAUAUAGCACCAUACAUCAGUUAAAUUUUUACUAAACAUUUUUAUGUGUUUUCGAAACGAGUUUAUACAACUAUUAUGAGCUUAAGAAUAUUCUAAAUUGUUUAUUCGCCGCAUGGGUUCUUCUUUUUAAAAAGAGCUUGAAAUUCUUUAAAACCUUUACAGUACAAUUACUAAAAUAGACGAAACACAAAAAAUUACCACUAUUUUAAUAGUAUUUUUUUCUCCUAGCCACCCAAUUAGCAUAAAGUUCGCUAUUUAAUCUAGGCCUUAUGCCUAACAAUACCUUCAAAAUAAAAACCUUCAUCAAAUUUUUAAAACAAACCAUACGACCGAAACAUAAUAGAUACCUUUAAAAGUUUUUUUUUACAAAAUAUUAUUAUUAAAUAGUUAGAUACUGAAGUUUUUUUAAUUUUAUACGGUAAAAAUAAGUAGUUUCACAGUAGAUAAACAUUUAGUACGAUUGCCACUAAAGUAACGAAGCUCAACUUCAGCGAAUUGCCUCAAAACAAGAAUAUCAAGCAUAUCAAUUUUUAAAUAUUUACAAUUAAGUUACUUUAUAGUUAGAACUCUAGUUUAUUUAGUUGUAUCUUUUAAACUAAGUCUUUAUUGGUUUAGAUCUAAUUAGUUAUAGAUAAUUUUAAUCACUGUUAAAUGUUGUGCACAUUCAUAAGUAGUUUUAUCUAAUUAGGGCAAUAAUUUUUAUAGUUACAUAUUAUUUAGAUACAUGAUGAAAAUGUAUUUCCUCUUUUGUUACGUUUCAAUUCAUAAAGAAAGUUUGAAUAUUAUGUUUUAUGGUAGGUUUCCACUGUAGGCUCGACGCGAUAAGAAGAAUAUUUUUUUUCAGAUCGCUUGUGCGUUUUAUCGAUAGAAUGGUUAGCUAAUAUCGCUCUUAAAUCUCAUAUUGUAUAUUAUACUAAUGUUCUUACUUUAGACUGUGUAAAUAUAAUGUAUUGGUCAACAUGAUAUUAUAAUUAUCGCUGGUAUCGUAUUCCAUCACGCCUUGCCUUCAGUGGAAAGCUCUCCUGAAUCUCUGUUUGUUGAAUCAAAAUAGACUUUUAUAUAAUUAUGUACUUAUUGUUCCUAUUAUUUCGUUAUCUAUGCACUAAAACAAAUUUUAAAAAGUAUUACUUGAAUCUUAAUGUUAAAUUUCCAUGUAAAUAUCUUCAGGAAUUUCUUUCUAUAAGUUAAUUGUACUUGUCUUCAAUAAAAUAAAAAAUAAA
Molecule: messenger RNA, 5748 nt
Organism: Maniola jurtina (meadow brown)
Lineage: Eukaryota; Metazoa; Arthropoda; Insecta; Lepidoptera; Nymphalidae
Gene: Hs3st-A
Product: heparan sulfate glucosamine 3-O-sulfotransferase 1
Exons: 9
Coding region: 518-1726 (402 amino acids)
Molecular function (GO): [heparan sulfate]-glucosamine 3-sulfotransferase activity
Source: RefSeq, a predicted model, not a curated record